This is a messenger RNA of Peronospora matthiolae, 459 nucleotides long. Lineage: Eukaryota; Oomycota; Peronosporomycetes; Peronosporales; Peronosporaceae. The record is from the annotation of a GenBank genome assembly.
AUGGUUCUCGUCAUAUUGCUCGACGAGACCCAACGAUCAGCUGGGCACGAGGCUUUCAGCUAUCACAGGCCGGUGGAUUGCCACGCCAGCGGACGAUUUGACUCGUCUGGACGCCCUUCACAUCGCGGUGGUUCAAAAUACGCUCCACCAGAAAGCGUUGACUGCCGCCUGAGUCCACCAAAGGAUGUGGUGGCAGCAGGAACACCGGAUCCGUCUCGAGGAUCGGAUCAACUUGAUGUUCAGGAACUGAACCGUGUAAUGGUUCAGUUACUCGACGACUUGGUCCAUGAACGAACUCAGUGUUAUGAGCUAUAUGAACUUGUAAAGGAUAAUUACGAUUUUUUAGCGCCUGAUCGUUCGAACGAUAGCGCCGCAUUUUCGCUCGAGCAACUGGAGAACGAACUUUCGAUUCGCUCUCUUCGUGACGAGCUGGAUGUGGCUCGUCAAGACAUCGCUUAA